Alternaria atra is the source of this 1272-nucleotide messenger RNA. RefSeq lists its product as uncharacterized. The record is from RefSeq and is a predicted model, not a curated record. Gene Ontology annotation, cellular component: membrane; intracellular membrane-bounded organelle; cytoplasm. Gene Ontology annotation, biological process: sphingosine biosynthetic process. Lineage: Eukaryota; Fungi; Ascomycota; Dothideomycetes; Pleosporales; Pleosporaceae. The transcript has a single exon. Bases 1 to 1272 code for a protein of 423 amino acids.
AUGAGUUCAUCAAUCGGCAGCGAGCAGCACAGAAAGAUCGUCUUCACAGCGAAAUGCAUCGACAACCAAUCCAAAGCGGUAAUCACGUUGCAAGAGCACAAAGAUCCUACAAAAACGCCCUUUUUGAUCAAUGUGUCGAAACAACCUCUCCUUCCGCAAUCUCUAGAUGAUUCACCCGAGCAGCGCGAAACGCACAUCAUCCUUUCCGUUGGUUCCGGUGACCGAAGUGCACAAGACUUCUUCUCCAAUGUCGUACGUCCGAUUCUCGAGGCCAUACACGGCGAGGAAGUGGUAAAGGGAAUGGAAAUACACACCACAAAAUCAGCCACCAGCAUAUUGGAACUCACAGACAAAGUUUUGUUUCCAGCCGCCAACGAGGGUAGACCAAUUCGCGUCAUCCUUCUCUCAGGAGAUGGUGGUGUUGUCGACCUCGUAAACGGUCUUUCAUCCAAUACACCAAAUUCCCAAACGUAUAUCCCACCCCAAGUCGUACUUCUGCCCCUAGGCACAGCAAACGCGCUCUACCACUCGAUUAACGCUGGAGCAAACAAUACAUGGGGUCUACCCGCCCUCGCAUCAUGGUCAGCAAAACCCCUGCCUACUUUCACAGCUACCUUUUCCCCUGGCGCACGUCUUCUCACGGACGAAGCCCGCCAAGAAGAAGAAUUACCGAAAGAUGAGCAUGGUAAUGGUAUCCUCCAUGGCGCGGUAGUGGCUAGCUGGGGCAUGCACGCCUCCCUCGUCGGCGACAGCGACACAGCCGAGUACCGCAAACACGGUGUCGAGCGCUUCAAGAUGGCAGCAAAAGAAGCAUUGUACCCUGCUGAUGGCUCACCACCACACCCUUACAAAGGCAAGAUCUCCAUCCUCCAAAACGGUGUUCAGUGGAUCGCCCUGCCUGAAGAAGAGCAUAUGUACGUUCUCGCCACUAUGGUCUCGCAUCUCGAACAGCCGUUUUGCAUCUCACCUGCUACUAAACCGCUAGACGGUAGUAUGCAUCUUGUAUAUUUUGGGCCGAGGAGUGGUGAUGAAAUCAUGGGUAUCAUGGGCAAAGCGUACCAGGGUGGUUUGCAUGUUGAAGAAGAGGAUGUGAGGUAUGAGAGUAUUGAUGGACUGAGGAUCGAGUUUGAAGGCAGAGAGGACGAUGGCAGAUGGAGGCGGAUCUGUGUUGAUGGGAAGAUUGUAAGAGUUGAAGGGAAUGGAUGGGUCGAGGUCAGGAGGGUUCAUGGAGAGAAGGGCGGGGUCAGUGUUUUGGAUGUUGUUGUAUCGUAG